AUGACGAAACGGGGACGUGGGCGGCCGAGAACCGCAGUGCCACCGUCACCGGUGAAUCAUGCCCUACUGGAGAAUCAGCCGAAAGCGGAGAAUGUGAAAUUGAAGGAGGUAGAGCGAACAGACGAUCAUGAAGAUACUAGCGAUGAGAAAGCCGAUAGAAAUAAUGAAGAACAACAUGUACCAGAAACCCAAAUUGUGAAGGAAAGCGAGUCUGAAAUCCUAAUUAUGAAAGAAAAGCAUGAAGAAUGGAAGCUAUGGAUGGAUGUACUCAGUGAUAAUCGUAAUCCUGCAAAGGGGAUUUAUGUGGAGUAUGUGGCGCCUAAAAUCGCCAAUGGUGAAAUGGAAUUCGAAAUUGAAGAAGAAGAUGUAGAAACAUAA
This is a messenger RNA of Lathyrus sativus (Indian pea), 378 nucleotides long. The record is from the annotation of a GenBank genome assembly. NCBI's taxonomy places the organism in Eukaryota, Viridiplantae, Streptophyta, Magnoliopsida, Fabales, Fabaceae.